Cynara cardunculus var. scolymus (artichoke) is the source of this 1013-nucleotide messenger RNA. RefSeq names its product protein TORNADO 2. The coding region runs from base 36 to 845 and encodes 269 amino acids. Gene Ontology annotation, cellular component: plasmodesma; plasma membrane. The record is from RefSeq and is a predicted model, not a curated record. Lineage: Eukaryota; Viridiplantae; Streptophyta; Magnoliopsida; Asterales; Asteraceae. The transcript is spliced from 2 exons. Gene Ontology annotation, biological process: auxin-activated signaling pathway.
CACCCUCCAAACCAUUUCAUACAUCUUCAUCAAACAUGGCAAUGAGCAACAACGUGAUCGGAGCCAUCAACUUCAUCGCCAUGUUGCUCUCCAUCCCAAUCAUCGGAGCCGGCAUCUGGCUAGCAACCCAGACCGACAACGCCUGUGUCCAAAUCCUACAAUGGCCCCUUAUAGUUUUAGGCAUUUUGGUCUUGGUUGUAGCCAUAGCCGGCUUCAUUGGAGGGUUUUGGCGACUCCAAUGGCUCCUCGUCUUCUAUCUCAUCGCCAUGCUUCUACUCAUCAUCUUGCUCGCAUGUUUGGUCAUUUUCGUCUAUAUGGUAACCAUCAGAGGCUCGGGUCAUCCUGAACCCAGUCGUGCGUUCUUGGAAUACAAACUCGACGAUUACUCAGGGUUUCUUAAACGAAGAGUUAGAAGCAAUUAUAAAUGGGAUAGGAUUAGAACUUGUCUAAGUUCCACCACUUUAUGUGCUCAGUUAAAUCAAAGCUAUCGCAUGGCUCAAGAUUUCUUCGAUGCACACCUUACGCCAUUACAGUCGGGAUGUUGUAAGCCUCCAACUCAAUGCGGGUAUACUUUUGUGAACCCGACAUAUUGGAUUAGUCCCAUAAAUAACGCGGCCGACAUGGAUUGCCUCAAUUGGAGCAACGAGCAAACCGGGCUUUGCUACAGUUGUAAUUCAUGCAAGGCUGGAUUGUUGGAAAACUUGAAGAGGGAAUGGAGGAGAGCGAACAUAAUUUUGAUCAUAACCCUUGUGGCUUUGAUUUGUGUUUAUUUGGUAGGAUGUUGUGCAUUUAGGAACGCUAAAACCGAAGAUCUCUUCCGAAAGUAUAAGCAAGGUUACACUUGACUAAUUAUCGAUCAAACCAAGAACGUAACUUGUUGAACAAGAUGUGAACGUUUCAUGGAACAUGUAGAUCAAGAUAUGUGUAGUUUAUGCAUUAUUGUGAUCGUACCGAGCAGGGUGUGAAUUAGUGCUCCUAAUGAGAUUUGAAUUUAUUUGAGCAAAGUUUGUUUG